CAGGCUGCCGGAGGGACUCUAUUAUAGAGUAUCCGCCGCAGCGAGCCUGGCUGGGCGUCUCGUGAGUGCGAGAACAGAAGCGCGCCCAGAUCUCAAGUACUCUAGGCUCGGAGAAAGCAAAGGCCACUGGGCCAGAGCUCUCCGCCCUCUCGAGCUCGCCCCAGCCGAGGAGCAGGUGGCAGGCGGAUGGAACGUGGCCACCGCGAGCAUCACUAAGAUCCGGGGCCCUGCGGUUCAAGACAAGGCGUCCAAGCGAAGGUCUUGUGAGGGUUUCGCUUGCUACUUCAUAUUCUCCGCAGGCCUGAAUUUGAAAUAGACCUGUAUUCAUGAAGAGCGACUACAUACAAGCCUCAGUAUGUCAAGAAAAAAGGAAAGAUCCCAUAGAAAUGUUUCAUUCUGGGCAACUUGUGAAAGUCUGUGCCCCGAUGGUUCGCUACUCAAAGUUGGCUUUCAGAACACUAGUGAGAAAAUACAGUUGCGAUCUGUGUUACACACCUAUGAUAGUUGCUGCAGAUUUUGUGAAAUCUAUAAAAGCCAGAGACAGUGAAUUUACCACAAACCAAGGUGAUUGCCCAUUAAUUGUUCAGUUCGCUGCUAAUGAUGCAAGAAUUCUAUCUGAAGCCGCUGGCAUAGUCCAUCCUUAUGCAAACGGAAUUGACAUCAACUGUGGUUGUCCUCAGAGGUGGGCAAUCGGAGAAGGCUAUGGGGCUUGCUUAAUAAACAAGCCAGAACUCAUUCAAGAUAUGGUGAAACAAGUAAGAAAUCAAGUGGACAAUCCCAAAUUCUCAGUUUCCAUUAAGAUAAGGAUCCACAAUGACCUCAUAAGAACCGUAGAUCUUUGUCGAAAGGCUGAAGCCGCGGGCGUGUCCUGGAUUACAGUGCACGGAAGAACUGUUGAAGAAAGACAUCAGCCAGUCCACUAUGAUGCCAUUAAAAUCAUCAAGGAAAGCAUAUCUAUACCUGUAAUUGCUAAUGGAGACAUCAGAACCUUAAAAGACGCAGAAAAUGUGUGGCAGGUUACUGGGACAGAUGGUGUAAAAAAAAAAAUGACAAUCCAGUGGGUGGCGGUGGCAUCUUUCCUUUAUGCUGAAAUAGGACUCAUUUUAAUCUUCUGCCUGCCUUUCAUUCCUCCUCAGAGAUGGCAGAAGAUUUUCUCAUUUAGUGUCUGGGGUAAAAUUGCAAGCUUCUGGAACAAGGCUUUCCUCACCAUUAUAAUCCUAUUGAUUGUUCUGUUUCUAGAUGCAGUGAGAGAAGUACGGAAAUACUCCUCUGCCCAUGCCAUUGAAAAGGGCACAACCACCAAACCUGGGACCUUUGAACAUACACAGAUGAAACUCUUUAGGUCUCAAAGAAAUCUGUACAUCUCUGGAUUUUCAUUGUUUUUUUGGCUAGUGCUGAGACGUCUGGUUACACUUAUAACUCAGCUGGCAAAAGAAAUGUCGAACAAAGGAGUACUUCAAAGUCAAGCCGAAAAUACCAACAAAGCUGCCAAGAAAUUCAUGGAAGAGAAUGAAAAACUGAAAUGGAUCUUGAAAAGCCAUGGCAAGGAUGACGGAAACGUGUUGGAAAAAGAGAACAAAAAACUAGUGGAAGACCAGGCAAAACUGAAAACCGAAUUAAAGAAGACUUCAGAGGCUCUCUCUAAGGCACAAAAUGAUGUUAUCACAAUGAAGAUGCAAGCGGAGAGACUUUCAAAAGAAUAUGAUCAACUCCUGAGAGAACACGCAGAACUUCAGGUCAUGGCCGCGCCAGGCGACAAGUCGGAGCCGCCGCAGCUCUCCGAGUACCACUGCAACUACGUGGUUUCACGCCCGGUCUACAGCGAACUUGCCUUUCAGCAGAAGCAUGAGCGGCGCCUGCAGGAGCGCAGGACACUGCGGGAGAGUCUGGCCAAGAGUUGCAGUUGUUCCAGAAAGAAAGCCUUUGGUAUGCUGAAGACUCUCCUGCCUGUCUUUGAGUGGCUCCCCAAAUAUCGUGUCAAGGACUGGCUGCUGAGUGACAUCAUUUCCGGCAUCAGUACCGGGCUGGUGGCCACGCUGCAAGGGAUGGCGUAUGCUCUGCUUGCGGCGGUUCCUGUUGGAUAUGGUCUCUACUCUGCUUUUUUCCCUAUCCUGACAUACUUUAUUUUUGGAACAUCAAGACACCUCUCAGUUGGACCUUUCCCCGUGGUGAGUUUAAUGGUGGGAUCUGUUGUUCUGAGCAUGGCCCCCGAUGAAGACUUCCUCAUACCCAUGAACGGGACCGCCGCGAACAUCACCGUGGUGGACUCGGCUGCUCGAGACGCAGCACGCGUGUUGGUUGCCAGUGCACUCACUCUGUUGGUUGGAAUCAUCCAGUUGAUAUUUGGAUGUCUGCAAAUUGGAUUCAUCGUGAGGUACUUGGCGGAUCCUUUGGUUGGCGGAUUCACAACGGCUGCUGCCUUCCAGGUGCUGGUCUCGCAGCUGAAGAUCGUCCUCAACGUUCCAACCAAAAACUACAAUGGAAUCCUCUCCAUCAUCUAUACUCUGAUUGAAAUUUUUGAAAACAUUGGUGAUACCAAUAUUGCAGACUUCAUCGCUGGGUUGCUUACCAUUGUCAUCUGCAUGGCAGUGAAGGAACUAAAUGAUCGAUAUAAACACAAGAUCCCCAUCCCGAUUCCUAUAGAAGUAAUUGUGACAAUAAUUGCCACUGCCAUUUCCUAUGGUGCCAACUUAGAAAAAAACUACAAUGCUGGCAUUGUUAAAUCCAUCCCCAGGGGGUUCUUGCCUCCUGCCCUUCCACCAGUAAGCCUGUUUUCUGGGAUGGCGGCAGAGUCGUUUUCUGUCGCUGUGGUGGCUUAUGCGAUUGCAGUGUCUGUAGGAAAAGUCUACGCCACCAAACAUGACUACACCAUCGAUGGGAACCAGGAAUUUAUUGCUUUUGGAAUCAGCAACAUCUUCUCGGGCUGCUUCUCAUGUUUUGUUGCCACCACGGCCUUGUCUCGCACGGCUGUCCAGGAGAGUACUGGGGGAAAGACACAGGUAGCUGGCAUCAUAUCGGCUGUGGUCGUGAUGAUCGCCAUUGUUGCCCUGGGGAAGCUUCUGGAACCUUUGCAGAAGUCAGUCCUGGCAGCCGUUGUCAUUGCCAACUUGAAAGGGAUGUUUAUGCAGGUGUGUGAUGUUCCUCGCCUGUGGAGGCAAAACAAGACUGACGCUGUUAUCUGGGUGUUUACUUGCGUGGUAUCCAUCAUUCUGGGGCUGGAUCUCGGUUUACUGGCUGGCCUUGUAUUUGCACUACUGACUGUGGUCUUGAGAGUUCAGUUUCCUUCAUGGAAUGGCCUUGGAAGCAUCCCUAGCACAGACAUAUACAAAAGCACCAAGGAUUACAAAAAUAUUGAAGAACCUGAAGGAGUGAAAAUUCUUAGAUUUUCUAGUCCGAUUUUCUACGGCAAUGUUGAUGGUUUUAAAAAAUGCAUCAAGUCCACCGUUGGGUUUGACGCCAUUCGAGUAUAUAAUAAGAGGCUGAAGGCAUUGAGAAGAAUACAAAAACUCAUCAAAAAAGGACAAUUAAGGGCAACAAAGAAUGGCAUCAUAAGUGAUGGCUCACCAAAUAAUGCUUUUGAGCCUGAUGAAGAUAUUGAAGAUUUCGAAGAACUUGAUGUCCCAACCAAGGAAAUUGAGGUUCAAGUGGAUUGGAACUCUGAGCUUCCUGUUAAAGUGAAUGUUCCCAAAGUGCCAAUCCACAGCCUCGUGCUGGAUUGUGGAGCGAUCUCCUUCCUGGAUGUUGUUGGAGUGAGGUCACUGAAAAUGAUUGUCAAAGAAUUCCAAAGAAUCGAUGUGAAUGUAUACUUUGCAUCACUUCAAGAUCAUGUGCUAGAAAAGCUGGAACAAUGUGGCUUCUUUGAUGACCACGUGAAAAUGGACACGUUCUUCUUGACUGUCCACGAUGCUAUACUCUAUCUACAGAACCAGGGGAAAUCCCAGGAGGGUCAAGAUUCCAUUUUAGAAAAGAUCACCCUCAUUCAGGACUGUAAAGACCCUCUUGAACUAAUGGAAGCGGAGCUGGUUGAAGAAGAACUUGACGUCCAGGAUGAGGCUAUUCGCAGACUUGCUUCCUGAGGGCAGGACCAGAAGGACCAUCAGCAAGCACUGCAAGACGGGGCUCACCUGCCAAUGCCAGGCUAUGCCAGCAUUUCUGCCUUGACUAUUUCUUUGGACCGGAAACACUCAUCCUUUUCUAUUACAUUUUUUUUUAAAUUAAUGUGUUUUUUGGAGCUCAGCUAUCGAAAAAGAGGCAUCUAUGCUUGUUUCUUAGGCUUCCUUUAUAAAACGAACAGCAUAUCUCUAAAAUAUGUAAAAUGACUGAAGAGAAAUUAUCCAGCCAGGAAAUGAUGUCCAGGACCCACUGACAGUCGUAAUAAGGUGGCUGGUGACCCUGGACAGAUUUACUAACACUGUUCACAUGGGUACUGAUGGUUUUCUGUGGAGUUGGAAUAAGGGCUGAGCCAACGGCCUCUGUGGCCAGGUGAGUCAGGAGUGAUGACCCACUGACCUUGAUGUCCAUGAGCUGCACUGAUGCCAGAGCAAUAUC
Molecule: messenger RNA, 4548 nt
Organism: Ochotona curzoniae (black-lipped pika)
Lineage: Eukaryota; Metazoa; Chordata; Mammalia; Lagomorpha; Ochotonidae
Product: pendrin-like
Exons: 33
Coding region: 327-4076 (1249 amino acids)
Biological process (GO): tRNA processing; transmembrane transport
Cellular component (GO): membrane
Molecular function (GO): oxalate transmembrane transporter activity; tRNA dihydrouridine synthase activity; chloride transmembrane transporter activity
Source: RefSeq, a predicted model, not a curated record